This is a messenger RNA of Phymastichus coffea, 3140 nucleotides long. RefSeq names its product facilitated trehalose transporter Tret1. Gene Ontology annotation, biological process: transmembrane transport; carbohydrate transport. The coding region runs from base 1185 to 2768 and encodes 527 amino acids. The record is from RefSeq and is a predicted model, not a curated record. Gene Ontology annotation, cellular component: membrane. The transcript is spliced from 3 exons. Gene Ontology annotation, molecular function: sugar transmembrane transporter activity. Lineage: Eukaryota; Metazoa; Arthropoda; Insecta; Hymenoptera; Eulophidae.
AUAUUGAUCGUGGCGAGAACGCGGCCGUCUGAAAGACGACUCGCAGGGUACGGGUUUGUACGACCUUAGCGAGUGCUCCCAUCAAGGCGCCGUGCCGCGCAAAUUAUCAACUUCUCUACGGCUGAUUAUGCAAUAAAGUAUAAAAACGCAAACUAUACUCGUUGGCGAAUUUUUUUGUUCGGUUUCGCUCGUUUCGUUAAUGAUCGAGAUAACGCGUGAACGUAGUUACAAUUUUAAAUGUUAUUAACUAUAAACAUUAAUACUCGUUACGAUUUUUAAAUAUAAAAAAUGUCAUUUCGCCACGCUCAGCCAUAAUUCACGUAAAAUUACACUAAAAAACGAUUUUCCUCAUAAUAUUUUUGCCUCUCUCGCAAAAUUUCUAAAGGAAAAUUGCUCUACUCUGUAUUUUUUAAUUGUGCGCCAUGCAAAUUGUACGCGCGACACACGUUAAAAAGAAUUUCUUUAGCUGAACGACUCUUUCCACGCUAAUAUUCAUGUGUUCAUUAUUGGAAGGAAAUAACCAGCGGCAAUCAUCGCUAUCGAGAAACUGCGUGGACAUCUGAAAUAGAGCAGAUAGUUUUCUGUCGGAACAUUAUUGAAAUAAUUUAUUUUUCCGAAAAACUGGAUCAAACGCAUUAAUGUCGUCCGCAGGCUUAAUCAUGAAAUAGGAGCUCGACGAGUUGACAAAUAAACUGUCAUUCUGUCACGUAUACAAGAAGCCAUAUAUGAACAAACCGAAAACUCGGCAUUCCUUGUCACGCAACGCUCGCAAACAGUGACUAUAAGAAAAUGGAAAAAAUUCGGAUAAACUGCGUCGGCUCGCUUCGCGUGCGUCACGGAUUGAUAAGACAAUGCAAAGCGAUUCGCAAAAAGCAAUCGAGUCACGAGUGCAAACCGAAUCGAGCGCGCCAAUUAACUAAUGCACCGAGCGCGCCACGAGUACGCGGGGUUGCCUACUGACCGGGGGAGUCGUCGCAUUCACUCACACAAGCGUUUGUCUGGGCGUGCGUGCGCUGCGAACGCGUGCCGUCAUUCGCGCAGAGAGCACAGUAGCAGGCAGCGAAAGGCGAAGCCACGGCCAGAGAAACAGUUGGUCGACAUGACUGCACGGCAACAGCCGCUCGCGUCGUCGAUUAGGACCUUAUAGCAGCGUAAAGUCGGAUAGUACUCAAGAAUAAACGAAGAUGCGCGACGACGAUUACGAUGGCAUCGCGUCAGCUGCUACGAGCAGCGCAAUGGUGGACAGCGAGGCGACGCCUCUGCUUGGAGCUCAGCAAUCAAGCAGCCGUAACAGAAUCAUGGUGGAAAAGAACAUCGGAAUUUCUCAGCAGACUCUCGUCUCCAAUUCGGGAGAUCGCAAUGUCGCGGCAGCGAAGAAGCUGCCACAGUAUAUGGCCGGCAUCGCGGCGACUCUCGGGGCCUUGGCGAUGGGUAUGGUGCUUGGCUGGUCGUCGGUCGCAGGUGAAAAAGGCGUCAGGAUUUCCGAAGAGUACGAUAUUGUCAUCACGGCGGAGGAUUUCUCAUGGAUCGGCUCAUUCGUGACCCUCGGCGCGGCGACGAUUUGCGUGCCGAUCGGCAUCAUCUGCGACAUGAUCGGCCGAAAAACCGCGAUGUUGAUCCUUGUGGUGCCGUUCACCAUUGGCUGGCUGCUCAUCAUCUUCGCCAACUCGCUGACUAUGUUCUACAUUGGUCGAUUCAUAACUGGUCUGGCUGGCGGAGCAUUCUGCGUGACAGCACCCAUGUACACAGCAGAAAUCGCCGAGAGCAGCAUCAGAGGUACGCUGGGCUCGUACUUUCAACUGAUGUUGACCGUUGGAAUCCUGGUGUCUUACGGUCUUGGGCCGGCUAUCAGCAUGUUCUACCUGUCGCUCGUUUCGGCGGCAAUUCCUUUGGUAUUUUUCUGCGUGUUCUUCUUCAUGCCCGAGACACCGAUCUACUACCUGAAGAAAGGCGACGAAGAUGCUGCGAGGGCAAGUCUCAUCAGGCUUCGAGGUCCAAGGUACAAUGUCGAGCCGGAAAUCCAAGCGCAGAUCGACAUCCUUGCUGAGCAGGAAAGAAGUAGAACGUCCUUCGUGGAAGCGAUCCGAACGAAGGCUGCCGUCAAAGCCCUCAUCAUUGGCUUUGGUCUGAUGUUCUUCCAACAACUCAGCGGUGUUAACGCAAUAAUCUUUUACUCAGGACAGAUUUUCGAUAAAGCUAACAAAGAUUUAAACGCGAAUACUGCAACGAUCAUCGUUGGUGUCAUUCAAGUCGUGGCGGUAUUCUUGAGUACUUUAAUCGUCGACAGACUUGGAAGGAGAAUUUUACUGCUCACUUCGAUUUUUGCCAUGUUCGCCACCACUCUCAUCAUGGGAAUCUACUUUUACUUGGACGACUCUAAAUACGACGUUACCAACAUCACUUGGUUGCCUCUGGUCUCCAUCUGUACUUUCAUCUUUCUGUUCUCCAUGGGUUUCGGACCCAUUCCCUGGAUGAUGAUGGGCGAGAUUUUCUCGUCGACUGUCAAAGGUAUCGCCGGAAGCAGCGCGUGUCUGUUCAACUGGUUGAUGGCCUUCAUUGUGACCAAGUAUUACACUCCAUUGGAGCAAGCAGCAGGUGCUUACACGUGUUUCUGGCUCUUUGCCGCUGUGUGCUUAGCUGGCACGUUCUUCGUGUUCUUCAUGGUACCGGAAACAAAAGGCAAGACCCUCGAGGAAAUUCAGUUCGAACUUGGUGGUGGUGUGUCGUCAUCGCCCAGGCGUGACUCUGUUAAAGCGUUUUCCGACUGAGAAAGCGCCUUAUUCAAACGAACCGACGGCUGGUAUCCAGCAGCGACUACUCUUCUAUAGUGUCCUGGAACUAAUGUCAAACAAACCAUGAAAAUCAAACACAGAUACAUGUGAUCCAGAUGUGAACGAGAGACUGCGUGAUAUGUUUCGAUGACAAUUGAGUAUUGCACAGAUCAGCGCACGAAAGACUGACUUCGCUUGCAUAGCGGCGUAUAAACUGUCGUUUUGUCCAGCGUAGCUUAAUAAACCGUUUGUUGUAUAAGUCGGAAACUUUUUAGAUAUUAUUUUUAUUUACAAUUUACGUAUAUUAGUUUGAUUAAUAAUUUAACGAACUUGUACAGACUUUGUACAAAGAUAUUGUAAAUAUAGAUU